Molecule: messenger RNA, 1392 nt
Organism: Suillus bovinus
Lineage: Eukaryota; Fungi; Basidiomycota; Agaricomycetes; Boletales; Suillaceae
Exons: 2
Coding region: 234-1037 (267 amino acids)
Source: RefSeq, a predicted model, not a curated record
AUAGUUUCUCCUCAUCAGCCAAAUUCUGUAUAACAUUUAAACUGAAACGCUCGCUUUCUUCGAUAAUCAAUUGGGAAAUAACUGGCGAUUAUAUCUCCAGCACACGUUUACUUCGGCAAUUUCGAUUUUACAUUUAUUCUCGCUAAUCAUCCCUUUCUCUCUUAUUCGGCUUUCUCGUCAUUCGGCCCUCUUUUUUUCCAGCACAACUUUAGUCUUCAUAUAAAGUUUCAAACAUGGCAUCUGGCUCAACAUCUGGUCUAUCGGCGUCAGUCACGCGCAUUUUGUCUUUGACAGGCUUUGCAAAAGAGCUCAAGACCAAAGAUAUCCAAUCUGCAUUUUCGGAAUGGGAGAAUAUUGGUGGAGGGUUCAAGAUUAAAUGGCGAGACGAUACAAGCCUCUUGAUCGUUUUUCAAGAUGCUUCAGUUGCAAAACGAGCAUAUCUCCACACGCUCGCGUUCCCUCCUGCCAUCCUUACUACCGGCAGUUCCGCUACCAUCAAACCAUAUGAUGGGCCUGACGCCCAAACUGUCAUUCAAACAGUAAACACUAGGGGCCACACAGGCAAUGCUUCUCGCGGUCACAAUUUACGCGCUGCCUCCAUUUCUGUUUUCCCGAGCCGCAGUGCCAACAGUAGUCAGAACGGCAAUGGAUUACGCAACGGGAACGGCCAGAAUAACCACGUGCUGAAUACUACUAUUUCGGAGCAUUCACCAAGGCUCACCAACGGGCGUGAGCCUUCUCCGACCCUUCCGACCCUCCCUUCUCACCCAUCUCUCAAUGACCUCAUAAAUUCAGCCGUGUCACACGAUGAUCCCGCUAUUCUUCACGCGGAAGGCCCACCAAAGAUUGGAGAUCCAGGGAAAAGAAUGUUGGGUGCUGCUCUAGGUGUGAGACACCCUGCACUGGGACCGCGAGUCAUUAAUGGAAGUCACGUCACGGGAGGUGUAAGUCCCGGUACUAGCCCCAGGGGCAAUGGACUUGAUUCAACCAUGAGGGACAUGCAGAGGGCAAUGGGAGGGCUGACUGUCGCCGAGUGAAUAAUACACCAUGUCCGAAGAUGUGUCUUCGGAUCUGCAUCGUGGCGUUUCAAUUGAGUACGUUGUAAUUGAUGUUUUUCGUGGCUGAUACGCAUCCCUUGAUGGCAUAAUUGGAGGUUUUCAUAUUUUUUUUUUCUGUUUCUUUGUGCUAUUAGUUCCUGCAUUCCUCGUGUCACCAUACGUAGUCCCUCGUUUUCGAAUGUUUUUUUGUGCGAUUACUGCACAUUCUAGGCCACAUCAUAUUGACUGUGUGAUAUACGCCAGGGUGUUCCCUGGACCUAAUACAAUAUUGGAUAUUACUUUUAAACUCUAGAAAUAUUAGUCAUAAAAAUAGCGGGUCUGUGCCCGCAGUUCC